UGAAGGACACAGAAGGACACGUGACGAGAUAUAAAGGGUGGAGGGCAUGGCAAUAAUAAAUGAAAUUCAUGGACAUAAUAUCAGCUCUGUGAAUGAAUAGAAUUAGCAGACAGUGCGCGAGGGAGGAACGGAGACUAAAAUGAAGCGGCUUAACCACAGAACAGCAGGGGGCGGUAAUGCGACAUGUGGAGGAGAGCUGCGAAGACCUCGAAGAAGAAGAAGUGUUUACUCUCGUUCAGCGUGUGUUCGGCUGUGAUUUCUGCGCUCCGCUCGACAGCUGUGAGUGUGUGAGAGAGUGAGUGUGUGUGUGAGAGGAGAUGGGGACCCCCCCGCAGGACGGCAGCGGCAGCGGGGGAUCAGGCCCUCGGCAGCCGGACAGCAGCUACAGGAGCCCCGGCCUCCGCGGCCUCAACACCACCUCUCUGUUCCGCGCCGUCAACCCCGAGCUCUUCAUCAGGCCGAAUAAGGUGGUGAUGGCCAUGGGUCUGCUGAGCAUCACACUGUGUGUGGGCUACAUCGGGUAUCUGCACGCCAUCAGAGAGAGCGACCAGACGCUGUACGAGGCCGUGGACAGCGACGGAGAGAGAUACAUGAGGAGGAAGACCUCCAGAUGGGACUGACCUUCAUCAUCAUCAUCAUCAUGACUGCACCUCACAUACAUCACACAUGAAUAAUUUAUAAACAUGAAGUGGAUAUGUCAGUAUAGUGAAAGUCUUGCUCUCUUCCUUUAUUUCAUACAGUGUGUGUGUGUGUGUGUUAAAUUACAUUUAGCUGAUAAAUGUGUCAUAUAUUUAUAAUCUUUCCUUAGUGAAACGGUCAGGCUUUAAACAUGAUUUUCAAAUAUGUCCGUGUUAAGGCACUUUUAAAAGAAUUGUGUAUUAGAGGUAAUGGACAGAACAGUGAAACACAUUUGAAGCUUCACUGUUAGUUGCCUGUGUCUGUUCAACACUCAGAGGAAAAGAUUGUUCAAUAAAAUAUUUUUGAGACUGUU
Messenger RNA from Pimephales promelas (fathead minnow), 991 nucleotides. It is a transcript of the gene smim8, whose product is annotated as small integral membrane protein 8. The record is from RefSeq and is a predicted model, not a curated record. Lineage: Eukaryota; Metazoa; Chordata; Actinopteri; Cypriniformes; Leuciscidae.